Molecule: messenger RNA, 847 nt
Organism: Cladocopium goreaui
Lineage: Eukaryota; Dinophyceae; Suessiales; Symbiodiniaceae
Source: the annotation of a GenBank genome assembly
GUGGUCGUGUUGGACGUGAGGGGCGCCGUCCGGCAGAACUUUUCCAUGACGGCGAUCAAAGUGAUGAUCCAAGAAAGCAAUACCUACUACCCUGACCGUGUGGCCCAAAUCUUUGUUUUAGGCGUCAACAUGGCCGUGCGAAGGCUGUGGUCCAUCGUCAGCCCCAUGGUGCAGCCGCGCACGCGCAAGAAGACUCAGCUGAUCACUACAGAUGAGGUGGCUCCCUUGAUGCGGCGUCUCGUCCAUCCCGAGCAACUCACGGAGGAGUAUGGUGGCCGAGCCCCCGACUUCCCAGCGCCCGCGGAUGCGCGGAGCGUUGCAGAGAUGGCAGGCCGGGUUUGUGCUGACACCUGGGAGACGCUUGGAGCGCUCAGAGUACUUCAAGAGAAGACGGCGUUGGCCUCGAAAAUCUGCGUGGCGUGGCACAUGCCGCCCUUUGGAUUUCGUGAAAGUCGUGGGGAAAGCACCGCCAUCUGCCGUGACACCGCGGAGUGCGCCGAGUUUCUGACGGACCUACAGCAUAGCAGCGACCUGGAGGAAGUCGACUUGGACUUGGUCCUGCCCAAUUGGAAUGAAGGUUGUUGGGGCAGCUGUCUCUGCGGUGGAAGGGUUUGGCAGUCGGAAGAGGAAAUGAGAUCUUGGAAGGCGACGAGAUGUCCCGAGGUUUAUGGUCGAGUUCUUGGGAAGAUCCUUUCCGAGAGCCAAGGCGCCGCCGGUCGUGCGAUCUUGGACUUUGUAAGUGGCAGUGGGCCAUAUCUGUUGAAACGACUGCACUACUAAGCCACGCCUGGAGUUGCUAAAGAAUCUGAAAAGUUUAAGCCAUGGCUGCCAUGUUGCUUAAUGUGUU